Gekko japonicus is the source of this 621-nucleotide messenger RNA. RefSeq names its product melanocortin 2 receptor accessory protein 2 (gene MRAP2). Gene Ontology annotation, cellular component: endoplasmic reticulum; plasma membrane. The transcript is spliced from 3 exons. The coding region runs from base 1 to 621 and encodes 206 amino acids. The record is from RefSeq and is a predicted model, not a curated record. Lineage: Eukaryota; Metazoa; Chordata; Lepidosauria; Squamata; Gekkonidae. Gene Ontology annotation, molecular function: type 3 melanocortin receptor binding; type 5 melanocortin receptor binding; type 4 melanocortin receptor binding. Gene Ontology annotation, biological process: regulation of adenylate cyclase-activating G protein-coupled receptor signaling pathway; protein localization to plasma membrane.
AUGGCUGGACAUCGAUUUGUUGCCAACAGAACAUCACAGCAUGCUUUAUCUAAUUCUGAUUACACCUGGGAGUAUGAAUAUUAUGAAUAUGGGCCCAUUUCAUUUGAAGGGCUCAAGGCUCAUAAGUAUUCCAUUGUGAUUGGGUUUUGGGUUGGCCUGGCUGUCUUCGUCAUUUUUAUGUUCUUUGUACUGACCUUGUUGACAAAGACAGGAGCACCACAUCAAGAGAAUGCAGAUCCUUCUGAGAAAAGACUCUGCAUGAACAGCUUUGUGGCCGACUUUGGAAGGCCACUGGAUUCUGGCCGGAUCUGUUCCCAACAAGCUGCUGAAGAAUCGAGGUUGCUCUUCCACUGCUACAUAAAUGAAGUUGAGAAUUUGGACAGGGGAAAACAAUGCCACAAAGCUCCAGUUCUGGACAGUAACAUCCACUUCCAGGAAGUGGUCCGGAGCACUGGGAGAGUCGAGGAGGAGCUGAGUUGUCACACAAAAUUCAACAUCCCAAACUUUGUGAACACUGACCAGAACUCUUCGCUGGGUGAAGAUGACCUGUUGAUUUCAGAGCCACCAAUCAUUUUAGAGAGCAAGCCAGUGAGUCAGGCUUUACACCAGCUUCUCAACUAA